Molecule: messenger RNA, 627 nt
Organism: Talpa occidentalis (Iberian mole)
Lineage: Eukaryota; Metazoa; Chordata; Mammalia; Eulipotyphla; Talpidae
Product: vomeronasal type-1 receptor 4-like
Exons: 1
Coding region: 1-627 (208 amino acids)
Biological process (GO): G protein-coupled receptor signaling pathway
Cellular component (GO): membrane
Molecular function (GO): pheromone receptor activity
Source: RefSeq, a predicted model, not a curated record
AUGGCCCGGAGCACCACGCUGUGCUCCACCUGCCUCCUGAGCACCUCCCAGCUCUUCACUCUCAGCCCUGGAAGACUGGGGUGGACGGUGCUCCCGGAAGUUUUCCCCAAGGCCCUGGGUCCUUCCUGCAGCACCUGCUGGCUGCUCGGUGUCCUCAUCAAUACCUACGUUCCUGUGAAAGUCACUGGUCCACGGAGCGUAGACAAUGGAUCUGAGCCCCAGGGGUCCUGGUUCUGCUCCGGAUCAGUCUCCAGCGCUGCUGUUGUGGUCCUGUGGUUGGUGCCAGAUGCCAUCUUCAUCGGCCUCAUGGGCUGGGCCAGCAUCUCCAUGGCCCUCCUCCUGCAGAGACACCAGCAGAGGGUGCGGCAUCUCCACAAUCCAAGGGCCGGCCGGGGGUGCCCCCCAGAGACCAGAGCCACCCGCACCGUCCUGAUGCUCAUGGUCAUGUUUGUCAGCUUCUACCUGCUGAAUUCUAGCAUUGUGUUCUACAUGACUCUCUCCUUAGAAAACUCUCUGCUGCUGAUGCAGGUCUCUAAUGUCCUGGAGUCGUUUUUUCCCACUCUCUGCCCCUUCUUGGUGAUCCUCAGGGACCCAAGAAUGCCUAUAUUUUGUGCUCCAUUUUUCUGA